This is a messenger RNA of Fusarium tjaetaba, 1884 nucleotides long. Its product is annotated as positive regulator of purine utilization. The coding region runs from base 1 to 1884 and encodes 627 amino acids. The record is from RefSeq and is a predicted model, not a curated record. The transcript is spliced from 3 exons. Lineage: Eukaryota; Fungi; Ascomycota; Sordariomycetes; Hypocreales; Nectriaceae. Gene Ontology annotation, cellular component: nucleus. Gene Ontology annotation, molecular function: zinc ion binding; DNA-binding transcription factor activity, RNA polymerase II-specific; DNA binding. Gene Ontology annotation, biological process: DNA-templated transcription; regulation of DNA-templated transcription.
AUGGCCUCAUGCGAGAGGUGCAAGCAGCGCAAGGCAAAGUGCGACCGCCGAUUACCGACCUGUCAGCGCUGUGAGAAGGCAAAGGUUGAGUGUGAGUACGGGAACAGACGGAAGCCGGGAUUUCCAGCUGGUCAUCGCCAGAUGCUAGAAGACAAGAUCGAGAAGCUAGAGUCCGAACUACGAGCCAUUCGUAGCACGCCGAGAACAAGCACAUCAACUGAUCAACCACCUCCACAAGACACAAUCGAAGUCGAGACCAAAUCACCCAAUGACCAGCCAAUCCCUUCAAUGCCCGUCGGUGAAGCAUCACCUACUUUCGAGCGCACCCGCAGAGUCACUGAGCGCAGACCCCCAACCGACCUCGUCGUUUCCCUCGCCUCUCUUUACUUUCGCCACAUCCACCCAUGGUUUCCCUUCCUAGAUGUCCAGCGUGUCUGCGCAGACAUGGGCUCUAUGGAUGAGCCUGCGCUGCUGUACUAUGCGCUCUUUGGGGUCACGCUGCCGUACUCGUUUGACUCGCGUCUUGAUCAGGCGUCGAGUGAUUCGUUUUGGAAGUAUUCUAAGCGCAGUAUAUUUGUUGAUGUCCUGGAGGAGCCGUCGUAUAGUUCGUUGGAGGUUCUUACGGUGCUGGUUUUGGAUCUCUCGGGCAUGACGCAUGGCCCUCAGGUUUGGGGUCCGUUGGCUGUUGCUACAAAGCUUGCGGUGCAGCUUAAGAACACGGAUGGGCUUGUAUUUCGCACGUCGACAGAGGCUGAGAGGGGUGAAUCGCUGAGAAAGAGUGAUGGUAUCUUCCGACAGCGGUUGUUCUGGGCUAUCUACGCUCUGGACUGCACUAUCUGCAUCACCACGAACCAUCAUUCGACCUUGGGCGACGACCAUGUUCACCACUUCCUACCAGCGCGCCAGCAAGUCUGGAGGGAGAACUUGUCAGAGGUAGACGAUGCGCUGCUUACUCCGGCGUCUGUGUUUAGCUACCAACUGGAGCUAUUCGACCUAUCCCGGAGAAUCCACAGAGUUGGAAUGCAAUACAGUACGCUUUACAACAACCAAGAGCUGGAGUCAAAUUGGCUGAGCGAGUUUCGCAACGUCACGGCCGAACUGAAUUCCUGGAUGGAGACUUUACCAUCUCGGUUAUUCUGGCAUAACCAUAACAUUGUCGACGACCGUGUGCCAGGCGCCAUUCGACCAGCCACAUUUAUGCUGUAUGGUUAUUACUACGCCUUGGAUAUCUACCUCAACGGCUAUCUCGGCAUCCCAUGUCAUUUCAAUUUCCAGUCCGAUUCGCAUCUCGACAUCCGUCGCCAAUGCUUAGAGCGAUGCCUCACCAGCGUACAAGCCUUGGCCCAGAUCGUCACAAAGGUAGCCGACCAAACAGUCGAUAAGCUCGGCUGGCCAUUUGCCUGGUCCGUCUGGGUAGCCGCUCGCUUUCUCACAGCGCAGAGAUUCUUCACAGGAGAGACUGAUCCCGAGAGCAUAGCAAAAGUCUCACUUUUCACCACCUUUCUCAGUACCAUGGGCCGGUUUUGGCAGAUCAGCGCUAGCUACGCCAAGAUUCUGCGUCGGGCGACCUCUGAUCUUGAUGCUGGAACUGAACAGGGGCAAGGAACGAUUCUCCAGCUCAUGGCGGAUCUUCGGAUCCCGACGUCCCAUAUUGAGGAUCAGUUUAGGCCAGAUUCUAUGCUGCAUGGGGUGAUUAGUCCAGGGCAGUCCGUUUCGACGUUUGAUAACGCCAGCUACAUGGACGUCGAGAGAUUGGAUACCCUUCUCCCUGUGUUCGCUGACGACGCGUGUUUUGAUAUGUCUCAAGAUCCGGAUAACUGGUUUCGCAUGCCGUUGUUUGCCUCAUCAGCAUACCAGCAGUUCAACGCGCCAGAGCAGGAAUGA